GGCUGUUUGACUUUUUUUACAUUGACAAGUUAACUCUUAUUACUUUUUUUUAAUAUCCACUCAUUGAUUAAAGCAAAAAUUGCUCUGGUAUCCAUUAUUCCGACGAAUUACAGUACAGUAAUUGAAAAACAAAGAUCGUCUAUUCCAACAUGUCAGGAAAUGCAACGACCUACCUCCUGAUUAGCUUCGUCACCGCUGACGCCGCGUGAAACGUCAUUGACAUGAGCCCAUCUUUGAUUUUAGCCCAUUCAAUACUUUAUUAAGGUGUACAAGUGGAUAGAUCAGUUAAAAAAAUAGUUAGACGUUAUUAUAGAAAUGUGGAGGCGUUUGUACGCCAGCAUCCUUCAACGAGCGUCCAAAGGCACCGACUUCUUCAAUGCACCACAGUGUCCCCCCCUUGAAGUAUUCCAUCCUUCGCCUCACCUGCAACCUGGACAGCAGCUUCACACACACACGUUGGGAAUCCAACCUGGACGCUGUCUCUCAACACAUCAGGAUUUUGACUUUCAACUCAGCAGAAUUCAGAUUAACAGCAUUCUGCGAUCAAAUGAGCAGAGUGUAAGUAUACCUGAAUUUGAUGGAAGGGGCGUAAGGCUGGUGAAAAAGUUUGAGAGCAACCACUUAGCUGCCAACACCCCUAAUGAGGAUCGACGCAGCGCAGCCAUCUGUUUGCAGGCGAAAGGCAUGCUCUUCGGCGUGUUCGACGGCCACGGUGGCUGGGCGUGUGCGCAGGCUGUCAGCGAGCGCUUGCUGUACUACAUCACCAUCGCCAUGAUGCCCAAGAGCAGCCUGGAGGAGCUGGAGGUGUGCAUGGAGCAUGGCAGGCCCGUUCCACCGAUACUGCAGUGGUAUAAACACCAUGCAGAUUUUAACUACCGGGACUCUGCGUCACUCUACAUUGAUCAUCUCAGAGUAUUCUGGCAGGAGUUGCUAAACGAGGAACACGGGGAAGGCAUGUGUCCUUCAGAUGCCAUGCAUUACGCCUUCAGACGUCUUGAUGCUGACAUCUCCUUAGAGGCUCAGGUUCCUUUGUCCUGUGACCUGAUGAGAAGCACAGCCAUACAGGUUGCGUUUGCUGGCUCCACAGCCUGUGUGGCUCACAUUGGGCCGGAUGGGAUCCACGUGGCGAAUGCCGGUGACUGCAGAGCUGUUUUAGGUGUUCAGGAGGCUGACGGCUCGUGGAGUGCCAUGCCCCUUUCCCAAGACCACAACUUCCAGAACCGGGCUGAAGUAGAGCGGAUCAGGGGCCAACACCCAUCCUCAGAGAGGGACACCGUAAUCACAGAUGAGAGACUUCUUGGAGUUUUGAUGCCCUUGCGUGCAUUUGGUGAUGUGAGGUUCAAGUGGAGCCACGAGUUGCAACAGAGCAUCUUAGAUGGCCUGGAAUCCAGAGUGGACCUGGAAUCACUCAACUUGUACCACUACACUCUGCCCAAUUAUUUAACGCCACCCUAUCUUGAUGCGGUCCCGGAGGUCACGUAUCACAAAGUGAGACCACAGGACCGUUUCCUUAUCCUCGGGACGGAUGGCCUGUGGGAUGAACUGGGGAAUGAUGAGGCUGUGAGGCUCAUUGGCGAGCACCUGAGCGGCAUUCAUGUAAAGGCGCCGGUCUCUCAGUUGGAGCGGCAGCUGAAACUCGGUCAGAUGCACGAACUCCUGCUCAAACGUCAGGCCCGCGCCUCACCCGCCACAGACUCCAAUGCCGCCACACACCUCAUCAGACAUGCGCUGGGCACAGGCGAGUACGGCGAACUGUGCCAAGAGAGAUUGGCGUCCAUGCUCGCCCUGCCGGAGGACCUGGCCCGCAUGUACCGUGAUGAUAUCACAGCCACUGUGGUGUACCUGAAUCAUCACAGCUAGCAAAAUCUACUACUUAUAUAUAUAUUUAAUUAUACAUGUCAGUAUUUCUCUGUUUACAAGCUUGUAUUGUUAAGUUUACACAUGCCUACUCCUUAUAGUAGCGUGUGUCAGGUCAAAUACGGAUAAAGUGGUCAGAUUGCAUAAACUCUCAAAGCACAUUCCUGUCUAUUUAGAGCACUUUUUCCCCAUGUCUAACGUGGUUCUAGAAUAACGCACACAUUGUUUUGUUCUUAUUUACAUCUACAGUUUGUCUUUGCUGUUGACAAUCCCUGUUUCUGAAUUUAAAUGUUGUGUUUGUGUCAUGGUACAAUUUUUAAAAGAACUACAUGAAGGGAAAAAAUAUAAAUACAGUAUAUAUAUAUAAAUAUAAUUUGAGUUGUGCUUGUUCACAGUUGGUUUCUGUUGAAUAAAAGCACACAUUUGCUAAAUAAACUGAGUCGCUCUGAUCCUGAUGUGUUUUGUCUAAUAAAAG
Doryrhamphus excisus (bluestripe pipefish) is the source of this 2332-nucleotide messenger RNA. It is a transcript of the gene pdp2, whose product is annotated as putative pyruvate dehydrogenase phosphatase isoenzyme 2. Gene Ontology annotation, biological process: protein dephosphorylation. The record is from RefSeq and is a predicted model, not a curated record. NCBI's taxonomy places the organism in Eukaryota, Metazoa, Chordata, Actinopteri, Syngnathiformes, Syngnathidae. Gene Ontology annotation, molecular function: cation binding; [pyruvate dehydrogenase (acetyl-transferring)]-phosphatase activity. Gene Ontology annotation, cellular component: mitochondrion.